UGUUUGCGCAGUUAUUGUUUUUUUUACUCAAAAAAAAAAAGCGUGAAAGUCAUAAAUAUAUUGCGUCCUUUGUUGUGUGCAUAUUUUUUGGGGCGAUCUACUCUCGUUUUUUACAUCAGCUUUCUCGAAAUCCGGGUAAAACCACGAGACGACAUGUUUUGUGUCCAAACGUAAUUUCUACUGUUUGUAAUCUUAUUUUGGUGCCUACUGGUGAUGGUGCCUUGCUCAGGGGCAUGUUGAAUCGGGACUGGGGAGUGACUGCUCGAAUUUAGAAUCCUGUGGGCGAAUGAUUAAACGCUAUGAUGACAAGGCAGCAUGCAUCCGAGCCAGCAGCUUCUUCAGUGAGGAAGCCAUCUUUCAGCCAGUCUCGCACCAAAGCCUCGCCGAACAAAAGGACCAAACAGAGUUUGAUUCCUGUACGCUCGCUGAAGCAAGACCAUCCAAAAGCGCACCCGUCUUGCAACUAUGAGACCCAAUGGCCUGAAAAAAAUGGAGCAUCUUAUUUUCCACGUUCUGGUCCUUCCGUUGACCGUGUUUCUUCUCCCGUCUUAUCGGACGUGGAAAGCCCUUCCCUGUCAUCACAAGCUCCGAAACGUAUUCAGAGGAAUUCAGGCGUGACAAAGUACAUUGAUCGUUUUCGCUACGGACAACCGUUGAGUCGAGAGGAGCGCCAGCAGAUGUUUUCUGAUUUUGAAGAUGAUCGGGUGCCUUUGUGGUGGAUGUCUUCCUCAUCUUUACCUCCCAGUUCAACACCAUCCAAAAUUUCACACAAAGAUCCGACAGACGACCGCAGCCAAGCCGUUUCCAGUCCAGCAAGACGCCAACUUCAUGAUGACUUUAAUUAUUCGCCACGUGGAGGAGACUAUAUCAUGAAUGCAUAUCUUCCGUCAGACACAUCUGAGAAUGAAUUUGAAGACACGGAGAUACUUCACCUUCAGGAAAGGGCCAGCAAACUUCUGCAGAGACGUGACAGCAUUCUUAGCAGCGUAUCGAUUCCUGUCAGUUCCGAGGGCCUGGGAUGCUCUGAUCGCUCUUCUUCAGUCAGUAUAAAUGAGACGGCGCAUAGACCCUUGAUGAACACUUCAAUAAAGUCUACAGCUGCAACGGGCUGGUCGGACUCCGCUCUCGCUGUGCCCGUCCGAAGAUACACUUUCAAUUCUUCAAUGUCGCCCCACACUCGCCCAGAAGAUGACAUCCUUUCCCAGUGGCGUUUGAGAAGAAAGAUGGAGCAGGCGGGCGAACGCGUUCAUUCCAUGCGCAACUCUGAAUUUUACACCCCGACGUUUAAGGGUCGAGCCCCCAGUCUGCACUUUUCCUCAGUAAAUGGACACCCGUGCAAGCAAGAGCAAAUUAUUCAAUACCCCAAACCCCCACAAGAAGAUUUUCCUGAGCCCAAAGAAGCCCGUGGAGAGCGCGACGCAACUUCAGUCCCACUUGGCGCUGCUGAACCCGAUACGUUCGUCUCCCGGCCACCGUCUCUCGCGCAUGUUCCUGCGCACAUGCAUCUCCUUUGUGACAUUCUUCCCUGUCCCACGCAGUCGCCUCAUGCCGUCACGUUCCAAGGCAAUCCGCACAAAGCGGAAGAAACGUUAACUGAAGAAAGAACUGAAAAACCCAAAGUCUCUGGACACUUAAAGGACAAUUACAUCGACAACCCUCCUCACAGACACAUUCCAUCCCCACCUCCUGGUCCCUCUAGAUAUACACACGUAGAUUUUACUUUUAGACCUACAGAUGGAGGUCAUCCUUCUAGACCUAGAGAAGGUUGCAGUCCAGCAAGACCUGUAGAAGGCGACUGUCCGACCAGACUGACAAAGGACGGGCAUCCUUCUUCGAUACCAAAGAAAGAAGGAAGUCAUUCUAGACUUACAGAAGAACGGAAUCAGUCUAGACUUGUAGUAAGAGAUCAUGACCAGAACCUCAGAGUGACGAAUGAGAUGCCUGAAAAGGAAAAAACCCAAACAAAGCAAGAGGGAGAAAGUGAGAAGACUGAGAGGAUUACCACAAAACAGAAGAAAUUUACAAGGUGUGCCGAAUGCACCGAGCAUGCUGAAGGGCCGAAGGCCACAAGUUCCGCGCAGCAGAAGCCUCCGAAAAAAAACAAGACACGAGCAGAUCCACGGCAGCAGCAGAGACGCAAAGAUGCACCUCAUCAGCCGCCACUGUCUUCUCCCGUCCAGCGUGCCUUAGGCCAGGUUGUUUCUGAGGUCCUGUUCCCACCAGUGGACUCUUCUCCCCGAGGUGCAGCCGUCCCGUCGCUUCCUCCGCCUCGGCGGUCCUCACUUCCUCCUUGCGCUGCGCACGCCUCGCUGGAGGUCAUGUCGCAGCUGCUGCAAGAGGCUGAAGAUUCAGAUGAGAAAGAAUUCGAAGACGACACUUUACUACGAGUCCUCCGCACGCAAAGGAACUGGGUCAAGGAGCAAAUCAGUGAAGUGGAUUUCAUGUUGCACAAUAAGCAAGAAGAUAAGCCAACUUGAUGCAGUAAACUUACAUUUUUUUUUUUUUUUUAUACAUUUGAUUUUGUAUGUAGUUUAUUGACAUUUUACAGAAGAAACAAAAUACAACAAAAACUUAAUCACAACAAAACACAACUGCUUAUAAAUUGUAGACCUAAUAUUUACAAAGUGUACAUUCUUGAAAUAUUCGGGAGGGUUGAUGCCUAAAACUGAGCAUUAUUUACAAAUCUGACCAGGCAAUAUUGUAAAAUAAACAAUAAGGCUUUUAUGA
Messenger RNA from Syngnathoides biaculeatus (alligator pipefish), 2727 nucleotides. It is a transcript of the gene proser3, whose product is annotated as proline and serine rich 3. Bases 300 to 2477 code for a protein of 725 amino acids. Lineage: Eukaryota; Metazoa; Chordata; Actinopteri; Syngnathiformes; Syngnathidae. The record is from RefSeq and is a predicted model, not a curated record. The transcript has 13 exons.